Molecule: messenger RNA, 2315 nt
Organism: Mizuhopecten yessoensis (Yesso scallop)
Lineage: Eukaryota; Metazoa; Mollusca; Bivalvia; Pectinida; Pectinidae
Exons: 10
Coding region: 17-1918 (633 amino acids)
Source: RefSeq, a predicted model, not a curated record
UCAGAAUGUAAACAAUAUGGCGACUGCCCGCACGAUUGACUUGGCACAAGCAACUUAUACUGAAAAGGGAAUUCCUGAACAUACAUCAAACUACACAGUGCGAGGAUUUCACAACAGAAAUUCUUCCCUUUUCCCAACUACUCAACAUAACAGAUUGUUCACACAUAGGGCAGAAAUCAACCACCAAGAUCAAGAAAUACGGAGCUUGGUAGGUGACUGUUUGUACGCAGGUAAACCUCCAGCAUCUGUAAGCAAGUCGAAGAUUCUAAACAGAGUGCAAAGUGCAACAGGACGACUAGAAAAGAAUGCUCAACAUUUGAGAAAUCGUGCUGAUGUAAAUGGUGUUCAAUCUACUGAAAGGAACAAGGUGAAUAGACCAUACAGUGCUGUCAUCGACAGAUCAGUAAAACACAAUGGUGCUCCAGUUCAUGGUUCAGUGAAUCACACUGCACUUCCUUGCUCAGUGAAUCAUACUGCAGUUCAUGGCUCAGUGAAUCACACUGCAGUUCAUGGCUCAGUGAAUCACACUGCUUUUAAUGGAUCAGUGAAUCACAGUGAUAAUGAAAGAACUACUCCAAGAUGCACAUCAUCUUCUUUGCAUAAAAAUAAAGUAAAAAAGAGGAUCCCAUCUGCCAAAAGAACAUCUAGUGCGAGUAGCAGGUAUUCUAGUCAACAAUAUAAAUACAGUACAGAUACAUCUACUUCAAACAUUCAUAAAGGAUUAGGAAAAUUAGAAAUUAAUAACAAUGAAGGCACCACGUAUGAUCCGUAUGAAAUGGCUUUGGUUCCUAUCAAUGGUAGACAGAUGCCUGUUGUUGACAUCGGGGGUGAUGCACCUGUACCAGAAUAUGACUACAAACAACCUGUGAGUUCUAAACAUGUCGCCAAUGCACCCAAACUGAAACCAUUCCAUACCCCUUGUACCAAUAAAACGGCAGAGAAAAGUGUGUUGAAUGAUGUCUUCUCUGAUGCAAAUGUAACUAAGGACGUUGGUAGUGAUGAAAAAGACAAAGAAAAAGAAGACCGACUAAAACCUUCGGUGUUUGGCCUAGAGAAGAAGAGACAUAUAUUUGGUAGCACUGGUGAUGUGUCCGAUGCCCAGAGUGCUACAGUGAGCUUUCCAUAUAAGUUAUCCACAGAGACUCCAGGCAUGCUGGAGAUUACAGCUGGCACUGAGAACGGAAAAAGAUCUCUACCCGAAGAUUUGGAGCCCCUGCGACCCUGGUUAACAGAAGAUAUAAUGGAAGACUUCAUGGGUGUAGACCCAAAGAAAUGCCUUGUUUUCUUGCCGUCUUUGAUUGGACAGGAUCUGUCCGACAUUCCAGAAGUCCCGCCUCCUCAGAGCAUAGAAACAGAAUUGUCCUAUAAGGAGAAAAUCUUUCCUCCUGAGGCACCAAAGAAAUAUGAGCACCCUUCAUUUAAUAAAAAGCCGUUAGUUGAGGACUGGGUUUGUGAACACAGUAAAACUCACAGUCGUAUUUAUGGAGCCGACGGAAGUAUAUUGCACGAAAAAAAAGGCCGAAGACGUUUCCAAGGCCAGAGGACCUCCGGAGUUGUGAGGAAAGAGCUAAAAGAACUAGAAGAGUUGAUGAAAGGUAUCGGGACCAUGGACACCGACUGUUCUAUAGUCAAGUACCAGGCAGAGAUUGAGAAAUAUAGAAUCACCCAUGCUCAAACCAUGGCUCUCAUUCCUGAAAGACUGUUAAUUACUCCAAGACCUGCAGAUAUAUUUGGAAUUCGUGAAUUCUGUCAAGAGCAUGAUGUCAUUAUUCAACAAAUCAAAGAACAACACAAACUUUGUCUGGAGGAGCUUGCCACGCUGGAAGUUGAUGCUGGCAUCGAGAGUGAGAGGAAAUACUUCAAACACCAAGUACAUCUGCCCCGUUCUGAUGAGAGUGUUGUAAGUGAUGAUUCAUGACCAUGUGGAUGACUAAUGAACAACGGACAAAAUUUUAAAAUUUAAUGGUUGUACAGGUUUCAACAGAAAUUGUAAAAAUCAUGUGAAUUUGUGUUCUUCGAAAAUUGCUCAAUUAUUUGCAAGGUUAGCAGUGAUUGGCCUAAACACUUGUUUGAUUUACACACUGAAACACUAUGAAAGCCUACCAAAAAAAUGAUGUAUUGCAAUGUUUAUUUUUAAAAGAGUGACAUAUAUUGAUGAAAUAGUAUGCGAUAUAUAUCACCGUUCAGUGGUGCUAGUCAGUUAAUUAUAAUGCAAGAUGUUGGUAAUUUUGUUGUUGUAAAGAGGGUGUCCAUGGAGGACAGCAGCAUCCUGGAUACUCCAGGGGUUAUGCUCACUUUCGCUCUCUGCACCCCUG